CAGACAUGCAAAUUACAGAGCUAGAGCCACAGCCACUCGCCUUAGGAAAGACGGAGUAAAAUAACUCAAUAUCUUUAGUAGACAGGCUGACAGACUGACUGACUGGGGGAGGUGAAUGCGCUAUUCUUGUAUCAGUAAAGAGCCUGCGUUAAAUAACCAGGACGCAGAACGCACACAGCAGAGGUGAGGCAAACAAACGGCCCUUGCCAGAGAGGAGACUGCAACUCGUGCGUCGUAAAUAUAUCGCGUUUAGAGAUGAAAGUGAAGCAAGGCUGCGACGCGGGAGUCCCGUACACGACUGAGGAGGAUUUGUUAAAUAGCCCAGAAAUAACGCCGGAGGAUGUACUCGGGCUGCAGAAGAUCACAGACAAUUACCUCUGCGGUCCAGAGCAGAACGUCCACAAGAUCGACUUCACUAGGUUUAAAAUCCGAGACAUGGAGACCGGCACGGUUCUCUUUGAGAUCACCAAACCACCAACCUCAGAGACUGGGGAGGAUAGGAUGGACUUUGAGCAGAACGCUGGACGAUUUGUGCGUUACCAGUUCACCCCGGCCUUCCUCAGACUGCGGCAGGUUGGAGCCACGGUCGAGUUCACCGUAGGCGAUUCUCCCAUCAACAACUUCCGCAUGAUUGAGAGGCAUUAUUUCCGUGGGCAGUUGCUGAAGAGCUUCGACUUUGAGUUUGGCUUCUGCAUCCCGAGCAGCAAGAACACCUGCGAACACAUCUACGAGUUCCCACCGCUCUCUGAAGACAUAAUGCGUGAAAUGAUCCUUCACCCCUACGAGACACAAUCAGACAGCUUUUAUUUUGUGGACAACAAGCUUGUAAUGCACAAUAAGGCCGAUUAUUCCUACAACGGAGGACCGUAGGAGAUAUUUGACAUCAUGAAAUCUGCAUUGAUUAGCUGUGGACUGGCACAGAAACAUCUACUGGAAGUGGCAUCUAUUCAACACCCAAUGCUCUUCAAAAUAAAGGUUCCAAAGAUGUGUUUAUCAAUAGAAGAAUUAGUGAACAGCUCUUUAAUUAGCAACAGUUUAUUCAUCUGAAGAUUGAUGUGAAUGUUCUUCAGAUAAUAAAGUUCUUCAUGGAACCUUAGAUGCCAGUAAAGAACCUUUAUUUUUAAGAGUGCAAUCUCAGGAUUUAUGUGUAUGUGUGAGGCAGAGGAAACAAUACUCUCAAAAAGGGCCUGAUAUUUUCCCAUUAGAAUCAUGUUAAGUAUGCGACAGUUGUUUCUUUUUUGGAGUAUGUGAGUGCGUCUGUGCAUUAAAGGUGCUGUAUGUACAUUUUUGAAAGUAUGUUUACAGAUAUUUAAGAAACAUGCUAAGUGAACAUACUUGUUUAUCUGAAAAACAACGCUAAAGUCAGUUAUUCUCAGUGGAAAAUUGACUUUUUUUGUAGGAAUAUCUAGGUGCGUCCCAAAUCGCAUACUUAUGCACUAUUCUAUGCCAUUUCAACCGAUAAACAGAAGUGUGGAAUGUUGGAUACUUCACGCACUCAACGACCGCUGCUUUGCUUAUGUAGCGGAAGAGGCGGAGCUAUCGAGCGCACACCUUGGAUUACAUUAUUUAUUUUGAAUUGUGAAAGCUAAAUUCUCCUACGAGAGUGAUUAUAGCGCCUCCAGAUGGUGAAUGCGGUUAUACUCACGCCCCAUUUACAUGAGGCAUUAGCUCCAACACUUCCCAUUCACUUUGAAUGGGUGACAUCAAGCGUUGCCGAACUGCAUUGUGGAUCCAUCGGCACCGCUUUAGUGGCAUUGCUUGCUGCAGAAGUUGGGACUAGCUUUUUUUUAAGCACCGACAGAAGGGCCAGCCAAUCAGAUUGCUGUAUGCAAAUACACCAGCUCAGACAGUAGCUGAUUGCUUACUAAUUUUAUUGGCUGACGCUGCUAUGACGAUCGCGUCAGCCUCAACUUCAGAAACGCCCUCUGUCAAGUGUUGACGCUGAAGCCCCGUGUGAAUGGGGCGUCAUGGGAGUAUUUGGUAGUUUGGUCAUUUAUUUCACUAAUUUGGCAAUUGUCAAACGUCAUCAGGGAAAUGGUUUGAAUUUCCGCUUAGUGGAAAAAACGUGUUCCAUUUGGGACCACACUACAUACAUAUACUAUGCUGUUGAGGGUGUAAGUGCAUAAGUAGGCUACAUAGUGUAUAGUGUGCCAUUUGGGACGCAGCUUCUGUCUUUGUUUUGGUCUGUCUAACUCCGCCCACUGCCAGUUUAACCAAUUAUAUUUAAGCACCCUGGGUUGCCUUUGUGUAAAACACUGUAUUUUAUUUCAGUCUUGAAGGCUGCCUUAAAAAAGCCUCCAAAAUGAGACAGAUUCGGAGUUAUGAAAAUCCACAGGAGGUGGCUAGCAGAUAAUAUCAAUUUUACAAAUGUAAACAUUAACCGAGCUACUUACAUUGUAUGGCUCGAUCAGAUAAACUCGCUCCUGUUAAUGUCGUGUCGACCUGCGUUUUGAAUAGAGUCCUCAGAGUAGGACGGUCUUGGUGAAAAAAAGAGCCCCUGUUAUGCAUUAAAAAAGGUCAUAUUUUGGUUUUUGGGGGUCUCCAACAACAGCUUGAUAUGCGUGCAAGGUCAAAAAAACCCUUUCAUUGUCUUAUAAUAUGCAUUUAUUUUUACAUAAUUAUCCCAACGUCUCCCAUAUGAUUCGUUCAGUGAUUCAUUUGUUCCCAAACUUUUCCUUAGCGCACUGCUAAUCAGUGCUAAUUGGUCUGAUGACCCAGUCAGUUGUGAUUGGUCAACUGUGUUCAGUGUGAGACAGAGAAACGCCCACCACGGCUUAUCAAUAAUUUUGAAGUAGUCAGAGUGCAGAGAAUAUGUGUGAACCCAAUGCAGUUAAACACCUGCACAUUGCUCUAUUCUUAACCAUUCUUAACACAUUCAGUAUUAAUCCACACAGUGGCAAAAGCUAAACUAUUUUGAACAGUUGAUAGUGGCCAUAGGAUCGCAAGCUCACAAAUGCAUUUAAAUCCGUAAACAAAGCGGCACGCGUCACGUUUUUAACAUGGCUUUAGAUGCGAUAUGAGUAUAUAAAGAGUUAACCAGAUACAGUACAAGCCGCGCGGAUGAGUUACAAGUAGUUACAGUAGGCCGAGUGUUUUAAAUUUCCCAGGUAUGCGUGGUCAACAAAUGGGCGGAGCUUGAGUUCUGUGUUGAGGUCACGCCCACACGGUUAAAGAUUUGUUUCACCGACAAUUCAUUUGAACCAUCUGAGUCGACUCUUUUAUAGAUGAAUCAAUAGUUUUAAACAUGGCGCACUUUCAGAUUUAAGCCUUAGCCGAAUAUUUCACUUCACUUAGAGCUGUGUUACACACUGCAUGGAAGGUCAAUUUGAAAUGCAAUAUUUAGUUCAACCACUACCUAGUUCAAUACUACAUACUCCACCUUUAACUGCACACUCUUUUUUUCAUGUAUUUGUUCAAACCCCUAAGCUAAAUGAUUGUAAAGUACCCUGUUUGAUUUGUAACUAAUCUUACAGUGGUUUUUCGAAUGCAUAAAAUGAGUCUUGAGAGUUGUAAAGUGUUAAAGGAAAAAAGGAUAUUGUCAGGAAAUGUGUGUUUUGCCCUGACUUUGCACCCACUUCCUUUUGGCCUCAAUGAAAAGCCCUGAUUUCGCUUCUCUUUUUUCACUUAUAAGCUUAUAAUUUGGGCAAUGAUGAUGUAAAUCCAUUAUUUAUAUUAAUAUGCUCUUAUUUAUAUUGAUAUACAUUGUCACAAUAUUUUUAAUAGCAAAUAGUGGUCAGAAUUUGUUGUGUCAAUUGUUUCAUGUGAUUUGACAAAAAAAAAGGAAAAAUAAAAAAGUUGGAGUACUUGAGAUCAUCAUGUUGUUGAUUUAAUUCUUUUGUUUUAUUUAUAAAAGUCCUGCAUAGUGAUGUAAUGUAAGAAAACAAUGCUUGUAUUGCACACUAAAAAAGUCACUUUUACUUACAGAGGCUGCAUUUAUUUG
This is a messenger RNA of Danio aesculapii, 3940 nucleotides long. It is a transcript of the gene unc119a1, whose product is annotated as unc-119 homolog a (C. elegans). Bases 256 to 870 code for a protein of 204 amino acids. Gene Ontology annotation, molecular function: lipid binding. The record is from RefSeq and is a predicted model, not a curated record. NCBI's taxonomy places the organism in Eukaryota, Metazoa, Chordata, Actinopteri, Cypriniformes, Danionidae. Gene Ontology annotation, cellular component: spindle pole; centrosome; intercellular bridge. The transcript has 5 exons. Gene Ontology annotation, biological process: mitotic cytokinesis; visual perception; positive regulation of protein tyrosine kinase activity.